AUGUACAAGUCCAAGCAUAAGUUGAAAUCGAUCUCCAACAACAUCAAGUCGGCAACGUUGUCAGACUUCUCUAGCGGUUUGACCCCUCAAGAUUUCCAAAUUUCCCCGGUGUCGCACUAUGGGAUAUCUGGAACCGUUAUUUCUAUGGGGUUUGACCCGGUGCAAUCGUUAUUAGCAUUGGGGAAUAACCAGGGAGAAGUGUAUGUGUUUGGUCAGAAAGGUGUGGAGAUUGUUUUCAAGACCAGCAGACCUGAACCAGUCUUGUAUUUGAAGUUUAUCAAGAAUGUGUUUUUGGUUGCGGUCACCGCAAGCUCGAUCUUGCAAGUUUACUCGUUGGAAUCCAAGCAGUCAUUGACCGAAUGCAAAGUUCCUGGCAAUGUCUCAAUUGUGGAAAGUGAUCCAUCAUUGGAUUUCAUCUACCUUGGUUUGGAUACUGGAGUGAUUAUGAUUUACGACGUGGUAAAAGGGUAUUUGACUCCCCACAAAAUCACCAACUUGCAAAAAACUCACGUCAUUAGAAAGUCUUGGAAUCAUAGCGCUACCCCACAUAUCGAUCCCACAAGGAUUGACAACUCUAUCAGAUCAUUACAGGUCCAUCCAAGAGAUAUUGGAGUAUUAUUGAUUGCAUAUUCCAAAACCGUGGUGUUAUAUUCGGUGACUGAGCGGAAGAUCAAAAAAGAGUUCGAUUAUGAAGUUCCCCCAGGAGCCCCAGGUGGCGACUUAACAAAUGUGGAAACCUCUCGCCAACCAGAUGUCGUGAAAGCCCUUUUCCAUCCUAAUGGUUUGAAUAUCUUGACAUGCCACGAAGACGGCUCCUUAGUUUUUUGGGAUACUAAUAAUGGUACUUUGAUCCAAGCCAGAACUUUAUUCGACACCGAUGUCGACAAACCACAAAGCGGGUUGUUUAAUAAUGUGAAAAUGGUUCAACCAAUGAGAUAUAAUAAAAUCACUCAAAUUGAGUGGGUUUGCGAAGCUAAUCCUGAAAACACUUCGUUGUUGAUUGCUGGUGGGGAUUCCAUCAAAUCGAAUAACCCUAAUGAAAGAGAAACUAAUCUUAACUUAACCAGAAUUGAUUUUGGCACCACUCCAAAGUACUCGAUCACAUCAUAUGAAAAGAUGUCGGAAUUUUAUUCUAACCCAAAAAAUUUAAAAAUUUUCCCAAUUAGCCAAAAAAGCUCCAUUAGAAGCUUUUUGCCCUUGCCUGCUAGUUCACCAUUCUUUGCAGGAAACCAUAACCCCAAUGUUAUCUUUGUGUUAUUGGAAAAUGGGAUCAUGGAAGUGUUGAGAUAUCCAUAUGGUAAUCUGAUCCACAGCUCGUCCAUUUUACCUCCUUCGUUGUCCUGGGUUCAUCCUGAGUUGACAUGUUUGUCAGCAAUCAUUGCUCCGCGAACUCAAUGGAUGGGAAUCUUGCAAACUUUGGAAUCAGAAAGAAAAAAAAAGAUUGCUCGUCAGAAUGGAGCUCUGGAUUUUUAUGAUGAAACAAUCUUGACAGGUGGAGCUGCCUCAACUGUGAAGCAAAGAGUAUUCACGGAAGGUAGAAGUGUGAUUAUAUCUGGUCAUUCUGAUGGUACAGUGAAAUUGUGGGACGGUUCAAGAUCAGAAUUGGAUGAAAUAAGUGUUAUUGAAAUUGACACAUCGUUUGGGCUUGGACAAGCAAGCAAUCCAUCUCCAGUUAACAAAGUUUCAUUCUCAGGUCACACCACCGAUUUAAUUAUCAGUAAUGAUGAUGGUGAUACCAUUUUGUAUAAGUUUGGUAAUAACAGGUUAUAUGAUCCGAAUAUCACCCGGAAUGAUUACGAUCUUGAUUCAAGCUUGACAAUGAAAUUGAAAAAGAAGAACGCCCCAAGUAACUCGCAUUCAUUGAUUGUUAAUGUGGAAAAUAAUAUUCCAGCCUACAUUCACAAAGGAUUUUUGCCAAUCAUAAUGAUUAGGGCACCAAGGAAUGGCGACGGCCCGAAGUUGACGGUUACCGCUCUUAAAAAUUCCAAUAUAGAGUUCGCAGCGAUUGCGUAUAAUGAUGGUCAAAUCAUGGUUGUUGAUAGAAGGGUUUCUGAUAUCAUUUUCAUGGAGAAUAUCAACAAAAUAUCCAGUAAAAGAAAAUCAACAGGAAGCUUGUCGUACGUUACAUCUAUAGAGUUCGGUAUCAUGAAAGGCAGUGAAGAUGCUAAAUAUUCUUCCAUCUUAAUGUUUUUGGGUACUUCGGUAGGAAAUUUAAUCACCUUCCAGAUUGUGCCGGGCUCGUCGCCAAAUUCUAGAUCGAGAUUCCAAAUCAAGUUUUUGAGUUGUGUGGAUGCCGAUAACUCAAAGAUUCGCAACAUUAUCCCAAUCAAUGCUGAUAAUGGUGCUUCUGCGGUAGCCAAAACUCAGGAAUUCGCACAGUUGGGAUCGGGAGUUUUAAUCAAGGGGUUGAUUUUAACGGUGUCUUCAUUUGGGAUUAGAUUGUUCAAGUCACCUACUCAUAAAUCCGCCAAUGUUAAUUUCCAAAAUUCGAAUAGUGGUGAAAUUGUUACUGCUGAUAUUUGCAGGGUUCGUCCAGUUAAUGAUAUGUCAAUAUCAUCAGGAGAGGUUACAGUGAUGUCGGUUUUAUUUGAGAAUGGCCAAGUUAAAUUCUUGUCGAUUCCAAGUUUGAACGAAAUUACUACUUUGGCUCUCAAUUGCCGUCUUAACAGAGCUUUUGCCACCCAAAGCACAGUGUUGUUGAAUGGGGAUAUUUUGAUCAGAAAUGAUAAAACCGAGGGCUCAUUGGUUCACAUAACCAGAAGUGGAUCAGUUAGAGGUGGUGCUGAAGCUGAUAGUGAUUUAUUGUUCAAUUUCGAGUUGAAGAUCCCUCAAAGACCUACAUUUAAUUCUUUACAAUGGGCAAGAGGUUCCAAAGUUACUACCCUUGAUGAUUUAUUGAUGGUGUUUGAAGGGGAAAGAAGACCUAGAACUAAGUAUCCUAAAGAGGCCGGAUUAGCUGAGAAUUCUAUGGCGAAUAGUGCUCUACAAACGAUGAUUGGAGGAGUCAAUGGUAGUAGCAAUGACAGUAAUCCUGGGCCAUCUUCAGAUCCUUAUGGUGGGGGUCCUUCAAGAUCUUAUACCUCUAGUAGUAAUCUGAGUGCUGGUAAUAAUAAAGGUUGGGGAUUUGAUAUGAGUAAUCUUCAAAGGUCCCUCAACAAUACCUAUAAAGGAAUUGAAGACCGGUUCAAUGAAGCUGGUAAUAAUAUUGCUGAGCAGUAUAAUGAAACCGUGGAGGAUACCAAAAACAAUAUGAUGAAAUCGAUGAUUAAAUCCAAGUUUAGCUUUUAA
Messenger RNA from Saccharomycopsis crataegensis, 3288 nucleotides. Its product is annotated as putative Rab GTPase-binding protein. Gene Ontology annotation, molecular function: myosin II binding; GTPase activator activity; syntaxin binding. The record is from RefSeq and is a predicted model, not a curated record. Lineage: Eukaryota; Fungi; Ascomycota; Saccharomycetes; Ascoideales; Saccharomycopsidaceae. Gene Ontology annotation, biological process: regulation of exocytosis; establishment of cell polarity; regulation of protein secretion. The transcript has a single exon. The coding region runs from base 1 to 3288 and encodes 1095 amino acids. Gene Ontology annotation, cellular component: cytoplasm; plasma membrane.